Messenger RNA from Saccoglossus kowalevskii, 2151 nucleotides. RefSeq lists its product as uncharacterized. Lineage: Eukaryota; Metazoa; Hemichordata; Enteropneusta; Harrimaniidae. The record is from RefSeq and is a predicted model, not a curated record. Gene Ontology annotation, molecular function: zinc ion binding.
AUGUGUAAGCGUCAACGACCAAUGGCAAAGUUUGAUGAAUUGUACUACAAAGGUGAAAGACUUGCUGAUGAGAAGUCAAUUGGAUUUUAUCAGGGGAAUUUUCAACUGGAGGAGAAUGCGAUAUUUGAAACCUGCAGUAAUCCGUUCUGGUGUGCAUGUAUGUAUGUGUGUAUUGAAGAUGCAGAGCAGGAAGCUGCAGCCAAACCCAACUGUAGAAACACUCAGAAUUGGACAAAGAAAACCAUCAUACACAGACGAGCUGCACUUGGUGUGCUCUUUAACAGUAACAAUAUGAACCAAAGACAACCAAAAGCUUUAGAAACAAUAGAUGAUCUACAAGGCUUUCUUGGUAGUCAUGGCAAGAAUGAACUCACUAUAAGUCGCUUCACUCGACUAAAACUGGAAAACUUUUAUAAAGAUAUGAUUUAUGAGCACAGACAUAAAAUAGAUCCUGUGGGUGCUUUUGUACAUAGCCAUGCUGUUAGGAUGGGAUAUCGCACAGAUGAAGAAGAUGAUAGCAUAGAAAGAUUUAUGGAGGAUGAUGGAGAUGACUGGGGAGUUGGUGGAAGAGGAAGAGGAGGCAGACAAGGUAGAGGAUGGAAUGUAGCUGAACAAGGUAGAGGAGUAGGAUGUGUGGCAGGACAGAGAAGAGCUCAGUUUGGGGGUGACAGACAUGAUGCAGGUAGGAGACUAGGAAGAGGGGAUGGAGAACAAUAUGGUAUUAACGAUGAAGGGUUUGGAUUCAGAGACUCUGGUGGUCUUAGUGAACAAUAUAGAGGUGGUCAUAAUACAGGGUAUGCUGCAAGACAUAGAAGGGGACAUAAAGGUAUACCAGAUAGAAGAGCACUAGAGCAUGGAGCUGGGCAUGAUGUUGAUGGUGGGCUUGGAAGUAGACGAGGUGUCAGAGGCAGAUGGCAUGAAGCCUACAGAAAUACACAAGCGUCUGUUGUAGUGUACGGAGAUGAACAUGGAGAAGGUUAUGAAGAAGACAGAACUGUACCAAUUGGUAAGGGUCAAGGGCAGACUAGAGGGGAAGAGAGAGGAAGACAAGGAAAUUAUAGAAGAGGGAAUGCAAAAGUUGGUGGAAGAGGCCGACAAGCAAUGUUCUGUGCUGACUGUGAUGGUUCAAUGGCGACUCUAUAUUGUACAGAUUGUGGUUCACCACUGUGUGAUAAUUGUUCACAAAGAAUUCAUCAAGGCGCUAUAGGAAGGAUGCAUAAUAUAACAGAUAUAUCAAAAGCUCCCAGAUCAAUUUCCUAUACUCCUAAGGCAUACAGAGCUCCAUUCGCAUUGUUGCUGGCAUUAUACUAUGGUGCUCAAGAACCUCAACCUUUACUUAGCAUGUCACCUGACCAAGUCAAACACAGAGCUCAGAUUUAUACAGAUACUGAUCUGUGGAACCGUUCUGCUGGGAAAAUGUUUGGUGGGUUUGAUAGUAUGGAUACUACAUUAGAAAAGAUAGGAUUUGUACAAAAAGAAGGUGCACAUAGUUCAAGGUAUGUACUGCAGGACAGUGGUAAGCCUAUAGCCCGCAGAUGUGCAGAGUUUCAUGAAUCGCUUGAGUUAUUAUGUGAAACACACGGAGUACCUAGAACACCUGAUCAGUUUAGAACUCGGUGUAGACAAGGUACUGUGUGUAUGAUUAUAGACAAUCGGGAACCGCUACGAGAUAGAUUGCUUGCUAUUGCACAGGAAAAUAACAUUCCUGCAAUUGUACGUGAGUUAGCAGUGGGAGAUUUCCUGUGGAUACUAUUACCAUCUGAUAUUAAUAUCUGUCGCUAUGAUGGAGAUUUACAGCAUAGAGAAAUGAUGAGUGGUCUACGUGAUUUGUUUUACCUUCUAGAAGGAUCUGUUCAUGAUAUGAAGAUACGUCCAACACCUGAAAAUCAGAUUUCACUUGAGAAUGAGUUACUUAGGUUAAAAGUAUGUGACAACUUUCUGGUGAAUUAUACCGGAUCUUGGCUGAAGACCGUUCAAUGGUUAUGUCAUUUAUCCACAAUGGUAGCACAAUACCAUGACAUUGGAGAAAACAGUAACUUGAUGACAUAUGAGGAAUUUGAUACUUUAUGUAAAGCCAAUCGUCAUUUACCCAUCCCUGAUAGGAAUAAUAACCUAAAUACUGGUGAGCAAUGUACAUGCAAAACUAUAUGA